Salvia miltiorrhiza (redroot sage) is the source of this 1893-nucleotide messenger RNA. Its product is annotated as 2-methylpropanoate--CoA ligase CCL4-like. Lineage: Eukaryota; Viridiplantae; Streptophyta; Magnoliopsida; Lamiales; Lamiaceae. The coding region runs from base 118 to 1761 and encodes 547 amino acids. The record is from RefSeq and is a predicted model, not a curated record. The transcript is spliced from 2 exons.
GCAUUAUUAGGUGGAACGUGACACACAACUUAUCACUUAUAAAAUCAUAAUCCCAUUGAGUUGAAAUCAUUUGAACAAAAAUAACAAACAUUUUUUGCAGAAAAUUUAUCGACCAAAAUGGAUCAACUGAAGCCAAGCCCGGCCAACUCGAGGCCGCUGACGCCGAUCAGCUUCAUCGAGCGAGCCGCCACCGUGUACGCCGAUUGCCCCUCCAUCGUGUACGGCUCCGCCACCUUCACAUGGUCGGAGACCUACCUCCGCUGCCUAAAGAUCGCGUCGACUCUCUCAUCCUUGGGCGUCAGUCGCGGCGACGUGGUGAGCGUCGUGGCCCCCAAUAUCCCCGCUAUGUACGAGCUCCACUUCGCAAUCCCCAUGGCCGGAGCGGUCCUCAACACCGUCAACAUCCGCCUCAACGCCCACACCAUCUCCGUCAUCCUCAGCCACGCCGACUCCAAGCUCGUCUUCGUCGAUUACCACUCCGAAUCAGUGGUGCUCGAAGCGAUCAGUCUCUUCCCUCCGAAUUCACCGCGCCCCAGGCUCGUCCUCAUCGCCGAGGGAGCUGAGUCAAGAGCUUUGAAGCUGGGAUUCGUCUCUGAUUACGACGCCGUUGUGUCGAACGGCGAUCCGAAUUUCGAUUGGGUUCGGCCGGAGAGCGAAUGGGAUCCGUUGACUCUGAAUUACACCUCGGGCACCACAUCGACGCCCAAAGGCGUCAUCCACAGCCACCGCGGCACCUUCCUCGUAGCGAUUGAUUCCUUGAUGGCAUGGUCGGUGCCCAAGGAAGCCGUCUAUCUGUGGACGCUGCCCAUGUUCCAUGCAAACGGCUGGAGCUACACAUGGGGUGUGGCCGCCAUGGGCGGAACAAACGUCUGCCUCCGCAAAUUCGACGCCGCCGCAAUCUACGCCGCAAUCCACAACUACCACGUGACGCACAUGUGCGGCGCACCGGUGGUCCUCAGCAUGCUCACCAACGGGAAUUCGAAGCCCUUGGAAAAGCCGGUUGAAAUUCUGACGGCAGGAGCGCCGCCUCCCGCGGCGGUGCUGCUCCGGACGGAAUCUCUCGGGUUCGUGGUGAGCCACGGGUAUGGCCUGACAGAGACCGGAGGGAUCGUGAUUUGCUGCACGUGGAAGAAGAAGUGGAACAUGCUUCCCGCGGCGGAGAGGGCGAGAUUGAAAGCCAGGCAGGGGGUGAGGACCCCCGCAAUGGCGGGGAUCGACGUGAUUGACGAGGAAACAGGAAUGAGCGUGAAGCGCGACGGCAAGACUUUAGGCGAGGUGGUGCUCAGCGGCGGCUGCGUGAUGCUCGGCUACCUCAAAGACGCCGAUGCCACUGCCAAGGCGCUGAAAAGGGGAUGGUUCUUCACCGGUGACGUGGGGGUCAUGCACCCCGACGGCUACCUAGAGAUCAAGGACCGGUCCAAGGACGUGAUCAUCAGCGGUGGGGAGAAUCUGAGCAGCGUGGAGGUGGAGUCGGUGCUGUACGGGCACCCGGCGGUGAAUGAGGCGGCGGUGGUGGCUCGACCGGAUGAGUUUUGGGGGGAGACGCCGUGCGCUUUCCUGAGCUUCAAGGAGGGGGUGAAGCAGAAGCCGACGGAGAAGGAGGUGAUAGAGUAUUGCCGAGAAAGAAUGCCGCGGUAUAUGGUGCCGCGGACGGUGGUGUUCAUGGCGGAGUUGCCCAAAACCUCCACCGGAAAAAUACAGAAGUUUGUGCUAAAAGAGGCCGCCAAGGCUAUGGGAUCGUCCAACAUCAGUAAGCUCUAGUAGGCAAUCAACUCUUUUUUCUGCAUUCUCACAAUAUGUUUUCGAAUUAUUUUCAUUUCCGAUUGCAUGUUCCCUUAUUUACUUUUCAGUUAUGUUCAUUCACAAAAAUGGAGUGUCAUUUGUCUUGUUUCA